AUGCUGCAGGUUGUGGCUCUUUUCCAAGACCUCUUCGCCCUCUACGUCGACGCCCUGCAGCAACGAGUUCCCACUUCUAAGGCUUUUCUUUCGGGCGCCUUCGCGGCCUCCCUAGAGGCCCCGGGGAGCAGCAGCAGCAGCAGCAACAACGGCAUCAGCAGCAGCAGCAGCAGCAGCGCAGCAACAGAGGAGCUGGUGCGUCUUGCUGCAGUCAUUGGCAGCUGCAGCUACUGUGCUGCAAUGCUGCAGAAGAUGGCAGCAGCAAUUCAAGCAGCAGUGGAUCCUUCCAUUAAAGACAAGUGCACCUUUGAGCAGCAAAACGAGCUGCUGUUUGGGCUUGAGAGCCGCUGCGUCCGUUUGCUGGUGGAUUUGCUGCUGGCUAGCUUCCCGGGGGUCUGCGCGGGGCUGCAGAAAACUGCUGCUGCUGCUGCUGCUGCUGCUGCUGCUGCUGCUGGGGGCGUGGACGGGCCUUCUGCUGCUGUUGCUGCUUUCUGCUGCUGCUUGAGGCGGGGGCUGCAGCAAAUAGCGCAGUUCCUUACAAAGCCAGCCUUUCGCUUCCUAGUGGACAAAGUUGCCCAGCAAGUCAUUUUCCAGUACCGGGAGGCCCUCAUAAGCUGCAAGCGUGUGGGGCCCCUGGGGGCGCAGCAGCUGCUGCUGGACGCAGCAACACUAAAGGAGACUUUGCUGCAGGUUGCUGUUCCUGGCAGCAUCGGCAGCAGCAGCAGCAGCAGCAGCAGCAGCAGCAGCAGACUCAAGCCUCCACCAGGAUAUGUUCGUUUUGUAAACAGGGAAAUGGAGAAGGUUGAAACUCUCUUGAAGGCCCUCGCAUGCACAGCAGGAGACCCCGCAGCACUUAGAG
Eimeria tenella is the source of this 859-nucleotide messenger RNA. RefSeq lists its product as uncharacterized. Gene Ontology annotation, cellular component: GARP complex. The record is from RefSeq and is a predicted model, not a curated record. The transcript has 5 exons. Gene Ontology annotation, biological process: retrograde transport, endosome to Golgi. The annotation marks the transcript as partial. Lineage: Eukaryota; Apicomplexa; Conoidasida; Eucoccidiorida; Eimeriidae.